UGUUAAAUGUUAAUCAUCACUGAUAGAAAACUGUCUUCUUUGCUCUGUUUUAGGGUUUUCUUUUUCUUCUCCUUCAAUGGCUUCUUCUUCCUCCUCAACUAUUUUCUGCUUUCAAUGCGAAGAUUCAUCAAACUCAGUUGAUUUCAGAAAUGGUUGGCGUCUUCGUAGUGGCAAAUUCUCUCAGCUCUGUCAUCGUUGCGCUUCUGUAUAUGAGUACGGGAGAUUCUGCGAGACUUUCCAUCCAAGUGAUGAUGGCUGGAGAGAUUGUGAAUCUUGUGGGAAGGUUAGUGGAAAAGUUGGUCCAUUGUGGAUGUAUUGUGUCUUUCAACACAUAUCUGCUGUUGGAUUUUGGUGGUAUUAUGUGCAUGGAGUGCUCAAAGAAGAACUUCAUUCUUGCACGGAAUCGCUGCUUGUCCCAUGAAACUCCAGUACCAACUGGAGAAUCUCAGCUGGAUGCCACACAGACCGUGAUAGAACCUCAGUACAUGCCUCGUGUCACAGAGUCAAAGUUGCAGAAGAUCUCUAUAAACCCUUUGUUUCAAAAACUGUUGUCUGCCAGUGAUGCUGAUCUCGCACUAUCACGUCUUGUGAUUCCCAAAAAAUGUGCCGAGAUCCCGCUUGUGGGUGAAGCUUACUUUCCUCGCCUUUCUGGGCCACACAAGAUCCCGAUUAAUAUACUGGACACUGAAGGCAAGGAAUGGAAUUUUCGCUUCCGGUUUUGGCCUAAUUCCAGGAGUAAAAUGUAUGUGCUGGAAGGACUUAGAGAUUACAUGGUCUCGAAGAAGUGGCAAGCAGGAGAUGUAGUUACUUUUUAUCGAAUUGAACCGGGACAGAAACUGGUCAUGGGAUUAAGGAAUACUUCUGCUGGUUCUACCAUCUCAUAGAUCUCGGCUUAAUGUCCUGGAACAUGACUCGUUACACUCUUACCAAAGGUGGAUCUACAUGUAACUUAUGAGGUUCGCAGGAACUAUGCUCAGAUCCUGUAUACGUAUUAUGAAAUUCAUGGAAUAUCUAUAUAUACUUGACCGUAAACCCUAUCAUUAUUUUAUAUUAACUUGAGAUCAUUGUGAGGAAUAGUGAGGGUUCACAUUAAGGUGUAGUUAUUGAGGUCGUUGUAGGAACCCAACUCCCAUUGCCGUUCUAAAUUUAUACCUGUUUCUAUUAUGUAUAAUUUUCUCUAUUUCCUUCAAUAAGUUUUUGCAUAUGAGAGAAGUCAUAAUUUAUGUAACAUAAUUUUAGAUCAUUACACUUGUUUCCCCAUUUAAGAACGUGCAAAAAAAAACUGAAGUUAUUUUGCUAAUUUGUGUGAUAAAUUUCACAUGAAUUAUAUAUAGAUAUGAAAUUUAUCUUUAAUUGUAAAGGACCAGAGACGAUUGACGAGGAAUCAAAAUGUUCAACAAGAGAUUUUUAGGAAGAAAUAUGUCCAAUUUGUAUGCACUUGAGAUAAAUUUUUCAAGCUAACAACAGACUCCCCAAGCACGUUAAAACUGUCUAAUAGUUAGCUCCAUCAAUUGAAACACUUAUAGAGCUCAUGUGUCGAAUCACCUGUAUUCCUUGUGAUUCCUCUAGUGAGACUAGCAGCACUUCUAGUUACAACCCUAAUUUGAUUAUUUUUUCGUUGCAUCUCACAAGCAAUAUUACUUUGUUAAUCAGAGCAUUAUAAAUAUUCAGUGUCUUGCAUGAGGAAGAUAUUGAGUAGACGGACCCUAUUUUUCGUAGUAUGCAUUUUCAUUAGUGUUGCAAUUGAUUCAGUAAGCUACAUGUAUGGUGCGCAGAGAAUUGCCUUCGGUCCCUGAAAGUUACUUGUGUGGAAACCUUCCAGUCGCCCAACGACCUAUAACGCUAGUAAGUCCCACAACCCAAAACGGUGAAGAACAAAUAUAAUUUGUUGCAAAAGCGGGUAUUCACACGUAUGAAAACACAAUGAUGGAGCAGUAAUAGCCAAAAUAGGGUUCGUUUUGGCUAGAGCACCCAAAUCAGCUAUAUAUUUGAUACAAGUUUGUCGUAAUGCUAAAACUAUGACGAAUGCAUUUAUAUUUGAGAAACUGACAAAUAUCAAAGGUUCUGCUCAAAUGAAUAUAACUGUUAGCAAGAGCUAGGGAACUAGAAGGGUUUCACUUGAACCUCUUUGUUGGAAAAUUAUACUGUAUAGAUAAGUUAAUUCAUUUUUACGUAUAUAUAGUAUUGAAUCCCCUUGAGCUUA
Messenger RNA from Solanum dulcamara, 2203 nucleotides. RefSeq names its product B3 domain-containing protein Os07g0563300-like. Lineage: Eukaryota; Viridiplantae; Streptophyta; Magnoliopsida; Solanales; Solanaceae. The transcript is spliced from 9 exons. Gene Ontology annotation, molecular function: DNA binding. The record is from RefSeq and is a predicted model, not a curated record. Bases 150 to 884 code for a protein of 244 amino acids.